This is a messenger RNA of Corythoichthys intestinalis (scribbled pipefish), 1584 nucleotides long. RefSeq lists its product as uncharacterized. The record is from RefSeq and is a predicted model, not a curated record. The coding region runs from base 232 to 912 and encodes 226 amino acids. The transcript has 5 exons. NCBI's taxonomy places the organism in Eukaryota, Metazoa, Chordata, Actinopteri, Syngnathiformes, Syngnathidae.
UCCAGACGUGGAAAUUGAGAACGUCAUUAGCAUGAGUUGGAAUUCAGCUUGUGACAUUUUUAGUUAACAAUGUUUUCUAGGUAUUUUAUUACUUUCUUUAGACCAUAAAACAUCAUUUUAACAAGUAUUUCUAAUUCCAAUGUAGAUUUCAUCAGCAGAAAAGUUCCAUACUGGGCCUUUCUUUGCCAAGGAUGUGCAUCAACCGCAGGUGACAGGAUUGAUACGAGUGUAAUGGCGGACUUUGUGACAUUGUGGGCGGAAAUAAAGUCGUCAUUUGAUGAAGAGGUUACCAUGCGACCUUGUUGGACAGGUGUUCUGCUAGCCUUGGUUUCCAUGGCAACCCCAACACUUAGCCAAAGCGGAGAUGGCGAUUACGGUUCAGGCUACGAGGCGUAUUCUCCCGUAAAAGCUGCCGCCGACGAGCCCGCCAAGGCGACGCCCAAUCCCACCUUAGUCUCCCGCUCGCCCGUUCUCAAGGACACCUGCUCGGUCCGCUUCAGCACCCGAGGUGUCUCGGCCCGGGUUCUGAAGGCUCAGCAAGAAGAGGUGGCCUACCUGCAAGCCAUCCAGCAUGCUAACAAAGCGGUGGUGGAGAAUUUGGUGCAAUACGUCGGGGCAGAGAUGGGGGAUCAGAACUAUGAGGAGGUGAUCCGCUCUAAUGUUGACGGAAUCCGGGAGGACUACAAGACUUGCCAGGAAGUGGUGGAAAAAGCUGAGGAGGAUUUGGAGAAACAACUUCAAGGAGGGGUUCUGGACACACUUGCAGGGAUGCAAAAAAUCAGAGAAGAGUCCGCGUCCUUCGCGGACAUGCUGCGGGCGACGUCGGAUAUCGCCGGGCGACUGGAGAGCUCGUCGCAAACCCUCCUCGCUACCUUCAAACAGCUGAGCGAGGCGGUCAAAAUCCGGAGCUGAUACUCCAAAAAUUCCAAAGAACUGCAAAACCAAGAGCAUAUCGGCGGGCCUAAUGCAAUAGUUUCCAUCCAUACGUUAUUGCGGCAAUUAGGAAAGGACACAUAUGGGAACGUUACAGUGACUCAGGUGUUUACGAGUCAGCCUUUAGACGUAAUGAUGCUAUUAGUCUCCGGGGAAAUGCCAAGAUGGGUUAGCCAUCUGCUUCCAAACUUGCAAUGGACACACCUCUGUGAUGAACAAUUUCAGUGCCACUGAUGGCGAUGGACGUCGUCAGUGGCAGCUAAGUUCAACUAUAACCAAAGAAAAGAAUUGACUCUCACCCGGAACAAAAAGCUUGAUUGUAACUUUUAAAACAUGGGAGGUUUUUCCAAAAUUCAGCCAUUUCUUAUAGAAAAUGUGAGCAACAAACUGAGUUGACCUUGUUUUUAAAGGGCGUUUUGCCGCCAUCUUCUUUUUUUGGUUUUUAAUGACAUACGAUCGCUUCGACACACGAUCUUUUCGACAUCCGACGUAAAAUUCGACUCGCCAUUUGUUUCUACAUCCGACGACAUGCUCUAAAUACGAUGACUUAUGACAGUGCUGCAGUUUGUUUUCCCGCAAGACGGAUGCACGGCGGAGUUUUUUUUUGCGAGAGAAAUCAACAUGGGUUCCAACAAUGUUAGUGCAGGUAGU